CAUUCACCGCUGUUUUCUGUCUCUAGUCUAGAGCUUCAACCAUUGCACACACGGAUCCCAGUUGAUGCGUCCUCGUUUAGAUAUUGGUCUGAUCAUUCUUAUCAGCGGUCCUAAAUCGUUUGUGAGAUAGAGCAUUUAAUUACCGUCGUUUUAGCUUUCCUCUUCUUACUUAAGCAUAAAUAAGAUUCCAAACGUGCUCCCAGGGUCAUAAAACCUUAAAAAGCCCGGCAAACAAUCUUCACUGCAACAGAAAAAAAAAAAAAAAAACACUGUCCAAACACAAGAUUUGAGAUUGUCUCCUAUAUUUAGCUCCUAUAUUUCGUAAUAAAAGAUAUUGUUAUAAAUCUUUUCUCCUUGUUGUGUAUAGAGAGUAUACUAAUUCAGCUUCUGGCCGGGCCGUUAGAUAAAUGGUAAAUAUAUACAAACCUUAGGCAACCAUCUCUGGCUUGCCUUGUUUGUGUUCUUCGAUUUCUUUGACAGGGUUUGAGUGGCAGAGUGAUUGAACUCUAGGGAGGUAGCCAUGAUGAAGCGUCUGUGGGUGGGGAUUAUAAUCCUACUUGUUUUUAGCAACUGGGUUGAUGGGUUUGAGGAGCUUCAUCUCAAUGAAACAGCAAUGUAUUUCUUCGAAGCGGAGGCUUAUGGAGUCUCCAAACCUGCAAUGGUUCCUGACGCUUUGAUGGUAGGACUUACCCUCAUUCAAGGCGCUGGCGCAAAAGGAGCAGUCUGCUUGGAUGGAACGCUACCCGGAUAUCAUUGGCAUCGUGGAUAUGGGUCAGGAGCAAAUAGUUGGCUCAUUCAAUUGGAGGGAGGCGGAUGGUGUAAUAACAUUAGAACUUGUGUUUACCGCAAAAAAACUCGACGUGGAUCCUCAACAUACAUGGAAAAGGAGAUAGCAUUUACAGGAAUACUGAGCAAUAAAGCUGAACAAAAUCCUGAUUUUUUCAACUGGAAUAGAGUAAAACUUCGUUACUGUGAUGGUGCCUCCUUUACUGGGGAUGGUGAAGAUAAGGCUGCACGGCUGCAAUUUAGGGGACAGCGUAUAUGGUUGGCUGCAAUGGAAGAUUUACUGUCAAAGGGAAUGCACUUUGCUCACCAGGCUCUUCUUUCUGGGUGCUCUGCUGGGGGUCUGGCAUCUAUUUUACACUGUGAUGAGUUCCGAGGUUUAUUACCAAGAACUACUAAAGUGAAGUGCCUAAGUGAUGCUGGAAUGUUCCUUGAUGCGGCCGAUGUAUCAGGUGGGCGUACACUCAGGAGCAUGUUUGGUGGUGUAGUAGGCUUGCAGGCAGUGCGGAAUAAUCUGCCACAUUUCUGUACUAACCGCCUAGAUCCAACUUCGUGCUUCUUCCCUCAAAACUCAAUUGGCGACAUUAAAACACCACUUUUUAUUCUCAAUACAGCCUAUGAUUCAUGGCAGGUACAAUCCAGUUUAGCUCCACCAUCAGCGGAUCCCUCAGGCUAUUGGCAUUAUUGUAGAUUAAAUCAUGAAAAAUGUACUCCAGCACAGAUCCAAUUUCUGCAAGGGUUCAGGAAUGAAAUGCUGAAGGCACUGAGACACUUCUCAUUGUCUAGACAAAAUGGGAUGUUUAUAAAUUCUUGUUUUGCUCACUGCCAAACAGAGAGGCAGGAUACAUGGUUUGCUGAUGAUUCUCCAGUUAUAGGAAAGAAGGCGAUUGCACUUGCUGUGGGAGACUGGUAUUUUGACCGAGCAAGCGUUAAAGUCGUCGACUGUCCUUACCCUUGUGACAAGAGUUGCCACAAUCUGGUUUUUAAAUGAGCCAAGUUCUACCAAUUGGUUGAUUCACGUGGUAUCUUACCGAGAGAUCAAUUUAUUUCUAUUGAUAUGAAAAGAACUUAGCAAAAUCAAUUGAAUUUUGAUAGAUGACAAAAAUAAUAAUAAAAAAAUGAAGGUUGCUGAGAAUUGCAAAUGUAUUCAGCACCUUCGCAUUGAUAUUUAGCAAUUUCAUGGUGAAUGUAGUUUACCUUUACAAUUUUUUGUUGUCCUUGUAAUAACUUAUUUGCUAUGCUUAUGCUACUGCUAUUGGGCAGUCCAUGUGCUUAACUGAGGUAUUCAUCCGAAAUAUUAUAUUUGUUUGUUUGUUGAA
Molecule: messenger RNA, 2102 nt
Organism: Corylus avellana
Lineage: Eukaryota; Viridiplantae; Streptophyta; Magnoliopsida; Fagales; Betulaceae
Product: Pectinacetylesterase family protein
Biological process (GO): cell wall organization
Cellular component (GO): plant-type cell wall
Molecular function (GO): pectin acetylesterase activity
Source: RefSeq, a predicted model, not a curated record